This is a messenger RNA of Patiria miniata (bat star), 2659 nucleotides long. RefSeq names its product beta-1,4-galactosyltransferase 6-like. The transcript is spliced from 8 exons. Gene Ontology annotation, molecular function: UDP-galactose:glucosylceramide beta-1,4-galactosyltransferase activity. The record is from RefSeq and is a predicted model, not a curated record. Gene Ontology annotation, biological process: carbohydrate metabolic process. Lineage: Eukaryota; Metazoa; Echinodermata; Asteroidea; Valvatida; Asterinidae. Bases 621 to 1961 code for a protein of 446 amino acids.
GUGGACAUAAUCACACCCAGCGCACACAAGUGCGUUGGCACUUGUAAGCUAUAAAGGAGGGAAUAUUGUACGGUAUUAUUGUGGCUGUGCAGUCUGUAGUUAACGUUGGUUGGCAAUUUGACAUAAGAAUGAUUGGACAGAUAACGUGGACAGGAUAUCAUGCAUGUUGGAUUCCAUGAGAUAGUGGUCAUCUGGAUAAGAUAACAUGAACCUCCGAUCAAGACGAGAUCACGCCGAAAAGUUCCAACUGAUGAUCCAUUGAAGUUCAACCUGAGUUCAUCGUCGCUUUGGAACCGAUGGUAUUGCUCUCUUAAUCCACUGGAUUUGAAAAAGAAAUGUGCCCAAUAACUUGACCUACUGAUGGUGGUAUGGUUUGAAAAGGCUUCGAGAAACCUUUGCAAAACCUUAAUUUAUGCUAGAAAAUAUGCCGGUAUAGCAUUUGACAUUGAAGGGUCACAGUGGUACGGUCCACCACAUGUGAAAUCUUCCAGAUCAAGAACGCCUAGAAAUCGCUGGUGUCCUCCAUAAUAUUUCUGCAGAAUUCUGGGACAAUUUGCGAUUGUGGAAUUGAACAAGUUGGACUUCAAAACACCCUGCACUGUAUAUCAAUACAGGUCACAAUGAUGAGUCGGCUCAUCAAAUGGCUGCCCAAGUCCGCUAGGUACUACUGCUCGCUCAAGUCCCAGGCGAUGGGCAGAACGCUGAUUGUGUUGAUGUGGGCCCUUGCAGGGUUUGCUCUCGUAUCGACAGGCGUUCUCUGGCGGUCUCUAGACAGUGUGGAACAAGAUGGUGGAGAACACGGCUUUUCUCAUUGGCUGACCAGAUUGCGCAGAAGCAUUGACCUCGUUUCUGACCCCAACCAAAGAGUGUCCAUACGUAGUAAAGAUAUCAGGUAUGGCGAAACAGAUGAACUUUGCGAAGAGAGUGAUUUCGCUGGCAGUGACGGUAACGUAACCUUACACAUGAAUUGGACAGAACUUUACCAUGCUGAAGAGGAAGUCUUACGAACAUCCACGAAUUCUAUAAGGAACUAUCUCAAGACGGAUAACAAACUGGUUCAAUCUAUGUACUUUGAUGCCGCACAUGGCGGCCGACGACCACGCAGGAAACAGCCGCCAACUUCUGUCGCCGACGCGCUCUCCGAGGGAGUAUUAAUUGAUGAUUAUUAUUAUGUAUCCGGAGGACACUGGAUACCAGCCACGUGCCAUCCAAGAUGGAAGGUGGCAGUUAUUGUUCCCUUUAGAGACAGAUAUUUCCAACUGCCCAUUUUUCUGAGAAACAUAGUGCCGUUUCUCAAGCGACAAAAAUUGGAGUUCGGAAUCUACGUCAUCGAACAGGCUAACGAGUUGGAGUUUAACCGAGCCAUGCUGAUGAAUGUAGGAUUCCAACAAGCCCUGAAUUUCACGCAUUGGGAUUGUUUUAUCUUCCAUGAUGUGGACCACCUCCCUCUGAAUGAUGCUAACUAUUAUGGAUGCAGCCACAUGCCGAGGCAUUUCAUAUCCGGCGCCGAUAGAUGGAAUUACAAGCUGCAGUACAGUUUCUUCUUCGGCGCCGUGACCGGAUUCACUCGCUCCCAGAUCCAAAAGUUCAACGGGUUCCCAAACGCCUACUGGGGGUGGGGAGGGGAGGAUGAUGAUAUCUUGAUACGAAUCCAAGCCAACGGCUUCUUCAAGACCCGACCCUGGGGUGUGACGGGGUUCUACAAUGUCAUCGCUGAGCAUCACAAGAGUGCCCCCAAGAAUAAGAAGAGGGUUUGCCUUCUCGAUUACGCCCGAGAGAGACUGAAGACCGACGGCCUAUCCAACCUGAUCUACCCGCCAGUCCGAGUCAGUCUGACCCCGCUCUACACCAAUAUCGCGGUCAAUAUUACAAAUCUCGCGUGGAAUCCCGCCUGGACAGUGUGCACCCGAGAUUACAGGAGAGCUAAGAAGGAAGAGGUCGUGGGUUGGAAGUUUGAGUGAUCUGGGACUAUGGGGCCAUAAAGCUGAAACAGUAAUGCAAUACCCGCUAAAGGGACAGAAGUUUCAAAUGUGGAAAGGAUUCUUACCCAUUUGAGUAUCGGAUAGUGACCGAGAAUGUUGAAAGCAAACGUGUCAAGGAUGAGGUGCAUGAUAGCCUAUUGUCAAGGCGCUUAUUUUAGAUCGGAUUUCAUCUACGGAUCAUGCUGGUCGUGAUUUCCAGACAAAGUUCGGCUCCUGAGAUGCAGUUUGAGUAUUUUGACCCUCUCAUCUCCAGGUCGACAACCCGUGGAGGCUAUAAAGCCGAUCUGAAGUACUUUGGCUAAAAUCCUUGCGUUGGAAAUUGUGUGUGGCCCACCAGCAAGUAUAAACCGCAUAAAACCUUACGUUAUUUGUUAUUUACGCCGAUUUGCAACCGCGUGCACACAUGCCCCUUUCUUAAUGUGUAUAAAGCUGUCUUAAAUUAAUUUUUUUAUAUACCCUCUGCAUGCAUUGUCUUCACUUGUAUUUUAAUACUUUUAAAUAGAAUUUACGAAGUUAGAAUAGUAAUAUUUUCCGGUCCGUAAAGGCAAUUGGACAAGCAGUGAGUAUUUGUAUAACUUUGUUAUCCUACAGUACAUGUAGCUUAAUAUUUGGAUGCAAUAAAUGUAUUUCUUUCUUGGAAGAUCAAAUAAAUGUGGCAAAACUGACCUACAAAGAAA